Rhizopus microsporus ATCC 52813 is the source of this 864-nucleotide messenger RNA. RefSeq lists its product as uncharacterized. Bases 1 to 864 code for a protein of 287 amino acids. The record is from RefSeq and is a predicted model, not a curated record. The transcript has a single exon. Gene Ontology annotation, molecular function: N-acetyltransferase activity. NCBI's taxonomy places the organism in Eukaryota, Fungi, Mucoromycota, Mucoromycetes, Mucorales, Rhizopodaceae.
AUGGCUAUCGUACCUAUCCUUCUUGCGGACCUCAGCGUACCCAGCUGGGCUUCUACGGCAUUAAAGGUCUUUUUGACUAUUUCUUGGUUUCUCGUUUCCUUUGCAGGUGUUUUUGUAUUCACUGACCGUUUUGAAGCAGUUGAUCAAGUAGAGCAGGCUCGUAUGAAUGAUUUGAGUGACCCAGAGAUUUAUUACUUGAAUUGGGUAAAAGAAGAAAUCGAAUUGGAAGAAGAAUCCAUUUCGACAAGUGAUGGUAAAAGACGAGUAACAUUUGAUAAGGACGCCAAGCCUGCCACGGAGAUAAAAAGAAGUCAGAAACCAGUCGAAGAACAAACUCCUUCUCACUUUUGGGUACUCACUUUGGACAAUAAGCCAUGUGGUAUGAUUGGUUUAGCGCAUUAUAGAGAGAGAUUAUAUUCCAACAGGCCUACCCAACCACCAGCAUGGAAAUUGAUGUCCGCAGCUGUUCUUCGUAGAUAUCGUUUACCAGUGCCUGAAUACUUGAACGACCUUUACAACAAGAUGCCACCAAGCAUCUUUACAGAGCCACAUGAGGAAAAGGUGGCUACUCUUCAACGGUUGGCUAUCAGAAAUGAGUUUCAAGGAAGUGGACUGUCCACACUUUUGAUUGACAGGGCCAUGGUAUUCGCUCAUGAAAAGGGAUUAGAGCGUGUAGAAGCUGUUACGAAUGAACUGCAAACAAAGGCUGCAGAAAUAUUACGUGUCAAGCAUGGAUUUACAUUAAUCAAGAAGCAAAAGAAGGGCUGGUUUGGUCAAUAUGAAAAAACUUGGUCUUGUAACGUAAAUGAUUGGAUGGAGAGCCAUCGUAAAGAAGCUCAGACGUUUAUGCCAAAUGAGCAAUAG